This is a messenger RNA of Hibiscus syriacus, 771 nucleotides long. RefSeq lists its product as uncharacterized. The transcript has 2 exons. The coding region runs from base 125 to 538 and encodes 137 amino acids. NCBI's taxonomy places the organism in Eukaryota, Viridiplantae, Streptophyta, Magnoliopsida, Malvales, Malvaceae. The record is from RefSeq and is a predicted model, not a curated record.
AAUAAUUCCUGCAUAAAUAGUUAAAUACGACACUGCUCUUUCGCAUCUUCAUCAAGCUGCCUUCUUCUCUUCAAUUAUAAUAGGAAGAAACGAUUUUUUUGGUCAAAUCCAUCAGUUUAAAGGAAUGAUGUUGAAGUUUUUUGCAUGGUUCAUAGUUUUGUCAUGUACAACUGCCCUUUCAUGCGGGAAGCUUGAAGGUUUUCCUUUACCAAAAUCUCCAGCUUUCAAUCUCUCAGGACCUGUUGCUCAAGGACACGACGCCCAUGUGUUGAAGCAUGCAGGUCUCAACAGGAUGGUUAGCUCGGCAAAAGUCGACGAUAAAGAUGAAUACUACAAGCAACAUCACAAAAUUUUUCAGUCUGAGAAAUCAAAGGGUGGAAAAGGUGCAUACGGUGGUGCAGAUGUCCCCCACCAUCCUAACAAGAAAAACGCAGCUCCACCGCUCCUCAACCCACCGUGCCUUGUGUUAACUGUUGCGUUACAUGUAAUCUUCACCCUUAUCCUAUCAUUUCCAGCUUUAAUUCUCAAUAUAUUCUGAGAUCACCUACAAACAAAAGGAACAAGACAACUGAUCCAACUUUUUCCGUCUUUUUCUCUUUUGGAUGAAGCUAGAACAAUUCGAAGUCUUUUUUUAGUUUUUGGUGAAAGAUUUUAAGUCAUAGAAAGAGAAUGAUUAUUAGAACACGGUCCAUAACCUCCGUAUUUUGUUGCAGCUUGUUCCUACUUUCUACCAAUUCUAUUAUCGUUUAAAUAAAGGUUUUGUUAUUUAUA